CAUGCGCAGUGUCAGAGCGCGCAAUCGAAUGUGUGACGUCAGAUCAGCGUGCAGUGGAUCCGUGGUGGCGGGAGAUUUUUGACUGUUUUUGUCAUUGUGUUUCAUAUUUUGCCUGAAAACAUUCGCUCUUAUUCACGGUUAACAUGUGGAAUCAAGGUAAAUAUGGUGAGGCUGGAUAUACGCAGUCUCCAGGAGGGUUUGGUUCACCAGCUGCAUCCCAGGGUGGAGAAAAGAAAGGGAGAACACGAGCACAGCAGAUUGUUCCCUGUACAGUGUCCCAGCUGAUGUCUGCCGUGCAGGCAGAGGACGUCUUUAAAGUGGGAGAGGUAGAGAUCGCACAGGUUACUAUUGUUGGAGUUAUUAGAGGAACUGACAAAUCCACAAUCAACAUCCAGUACAAAGUGGAUGAUAUGACAGCAGCUCCAAUGGAUGUGAAGCAGUGGAUAGAUACAGAGGACAUGGGUGUGGAUAACUCGGUCAUUCCUCCAGGCACUUACGUCAAAGUCUCCGGCAACCUGCGCUCUUUCCAGAAUAACAGGUCACUGGUUGCAUUUAGCGUGAGACCUCUAGAAGAUAUGAACGAAGUUACUUCACACAUGUUGGAGGUUGUGCACGCUCACAUGCUACAGAGUAAACCGCAGGCCACGACGGGAGUCAGUGGAGGGAUGAACAUGAUGUCUGCAUCACAUACUAGCAUGGGUAGUGUUGGAUCAGCAGGAGUCUAUUCUGGUGCCAAUACGAUGCUUGUGAAUGGAUUGAGCGCUAACCAGAACCAAGUUUUAGCUCUGAUCAAAAGCUGCCAGGACCCUCAGGGCAUCAGCAUGCAAGAUCUCAAGCAAAAGCUCAGUAGCAUGAGCGUCAAUGCUAUCAGGCAGAUCGUCGACUUUCUUGGAAAUGAAGGACACAUUUUCUCCACCAUUGACGAGGACCAUUUUAGAUCAACUGACAAUGAUGUUUAAUUACCAUCUUGUCAGAUGUGUAUUACCAGAGUUUGCCACUGACCUAAAAACCCCAGAAGCCUUACAUUGUCACAAAGUUAAAUAAGUUAAUUAUUUCAAGUUUUUUUUUUCAGUAACCACACCACAUCUUGUCAUCUUUUUGUAUCUUUAAUGAAAGUGUAUAAAAGUUAUUUGUAAAUGUACAUUUGUCCCAUUGUAACAACGUUGAGAAUUAAAAAUGGAAUCUCA
Messenger RNA from Paramisgurnus dabryanus, 1187 nucleotides. RefSeq names its product replication protein A2 (gene rpa2). The record is from RefSeq and is a predicted model, not a curated record. Gene Ontology annotation, molecular function: single-stranded DNA binding. Lineage: Eukaryota; Metazoa; Chordata; Actinopteri; Cypriniformes; Cobitidae. Gene Ontology annotation, biological process: DNA replication; double-strand break repair via homologous recombination; nucleotide-excision repair. Gene Ontology annotation, cellular component: chromosome, telomeric region; site of double-strand break; DNA replication factor A complex.